AUGAAGCUUCCCAAGGUAUUAGCCUUAUUCACGGGCUUUUCCUUUGCGGCAACUCUGAAUAUUCAACAAGACAUUCAAAGCGCAACCGUCGAGCAACCACCUGCUCCGUCUGAGCAGCCCCCUAUCGCGCAGAAUGAAGCUUCUGUACCACCAGGCGCUGGAAAAGAAACAUCCGGUGCACCCAUCGAAAAAACUGCAACCGAAGUCCCAGAAGAAAAAUCGGUGGUACCCAUUGAACUGCCUCCCAUUCCGGACAACAAGACAGCUGUGCCACCUCUGGUCUUGAGGGCGAGCGGGGAAAUUGCCCUUGAGAGAGACAGGGACGGCACUCUUGAUAUAGUCCCAGAUACCAUUGGCCUGAACGUUCUUGAGCUCGUUGGCGACCCGGAUGCACCCAACUCAUCGGCCCUGGAGACUCCAACUGCCGUCAGCUCAUCCGCUCCUGAGACCUCAAGUGUCAUCAACUCACCCGCUCUCGAGGCACGGGGCGCCGUUGGCUCUUCUGCGCCUGAGAACCGUCUCCGACGUCGUGGCAAACCAGAUGGUCAGCGCGAAGAUAUACCCGCCUCAAAGGCCGCCACCAAGAAAGACAAGGGCACUACCGAGUCUGGAGUCUUCUUCCGCGGCGACUCCCGGGCCCCUGACGAGGUAUUCAAGUCGGGCUUCCAGCCACAGGGCAGAGACAUGGACCUGCAGCGCCAUCUGAGCUUGAGCGGGGGCUCGGGCUACGUCUCACUGUCGCGAUCCAGCGCCUCGGCCAGGCCCUAUGCAUUUGGUCGAACCGGGGAAAAGAAGGAAAAGGGCUAUCUCUACCUCGUUGCCCCGAAUAACGUGCCGAACGGGUACUAUCUCCCGGAAGUUUUCUCCAAAGACGGGGCGGUUCGGGGGAACCGGGAGUUUGCAGUGGCUGGUGCCAUCCCUCCCUCGGCCAUCUCCGGGGCCUACGAGCUCGACAGCAAGGACCCCAAAGCAAAGCCCCAAUGGAAGGCGAACGGAAGCUAUGGGUUUAAGAAGCUUCCGUGCUCGGGUAAGAAGAGGGAACUAUGCGAACUGACUCGGAAUCCCGAUGCCGGGGCCGAUGCCGGAGUCGAGGACGAGGAACGGGGGAAGAAGAAAGAAGGCGAGCCAGGCGCAAAGGAAGACGAGCACGGCGGGAAGAAAAAGACGGGCAAGGGCAAGACGAUUAGCAACAAAAUCAGCCAGAACCGGUUCUUGCUAUGGAUCUCGGAGAGCAGCCCUGAGGCGUUCAAGCCGCUCAUCGAGGCCAUCAAGGAGGGCGGCAUCUCGGUGCAAGACUACGAGCUGGCCUUUAAGCGCGCCCUCUCGCAGGCGGUGGAGACGCGGUACACAGACUUCAGCUCAUGGGGAUCGGCGGCCGAGACGCUCUUGAACAUUGUCACGGACGUUUUCCAGUCGGCGCGGCUGGCGACGCCGCCCGGGUUCUGGGAAGAGGCCAUCAAGAACCUGCCGGCGGUGGCUCGAGAGAUCAGCAAGGCCCAGACGGCCGAGGAGAAGAUGGAGAUUGCCAACCGGGACAUUCACCCGGUGGUCAAGGCCUGGUCUUUUACGCCAAUGGGGCUGAUCAACGAGAGCCUGAUGAAGGAGGCGGCCAACCAGGCGCCCGUGGUGCAGGGCGUUGCGGCGACGGCGAAUAGCUUCUGGUCUUAUACGCCGUUUGGGUGGAUUGUCAACCAGAUUUUCCCGAUUGAGACGUUGAUCAGGCAGAAUAUCGAUUUUCGAUGA
This is a messenger RNA of Hirsutella rhossiliensis, 1743 nucleotides long. RefSeq lists its product as uncharacterized. NCBI's taxonomy places the organism in Eukaryota, Fungi, Ascomycota, Sordariomycetes, Hypocreales, Ophiocordycipitaceae. The record is from RefSeq and is a predicted model, not a curated record. The coding region runs from base 1 to 1743 and encodes 580 amino acids. The transcript has a single exon.